UUGUGUUUUUCUGCGCCCCUAUCCUCCUCUACUUCGUUGCCCUAUGGGCAUGGGAAAGGAACUGAUGCCUGCCCGGUUUAGUUGUCAUGACUUACAUGUCGUUCUUUGUUUCCUUAAUGUGGAAAAGGAACUGAUGCCUGCCCAGUUUAGUUGCCCUAUGGGCAUGGAAAAGGAAGAAUUUGAUACUUUGCUUUGGUGAUUUGUCGAAAGUUUUCUUAUUGCUUUGUUUAAGCUGUGAUAGCUCUUCUAUCUCUAUAUGAUCUAUUAAUUUGUUGAGCAGACACAUUUGUCUUGCCUCUCCUCUUUCCCGAUCUAAACUCUUGAUCUGUUCUAUGGAUGACGGGCAUGGAAUUCCAGGAGAUGGAAGAUGUUUGUUCCGUUCGGUGGCUCAUGGGGUAUAUAUUAGAGCCGGGAAGCAGUCUCCAUCUGAAAGCCUACAAAAGGAACUGGCAGAUGAGCUCAGAGCUAAAGUGGCCGAUGAAUUUAUCAAGAGGAGGUCGGAAACUGAAUGGUUUCUCGAAGAAGAUUUUGACACAUACGUAGGACAAAUGCGACAGCCUCACAUCUGGGGAGGAGAACCCGAACUUCUUAUGUGCUCCCACGUCCUACAAAUGCCUAUCACAGUCUACAUGAAGGAGAGAAAUGCCGGUACCCUCAAGGUUAUUGCUGAAUACGGUCAAGAAUACAGUGCAGAAAACCCAAUACGAGUCCUCUACCAUGGAUACGGACAUUACGAUGCAUUGCUCAAUCCGACUGGUGGCGAACUAGGCACGAAGAGAUGCAUAGUGGCCUAAUCUCUCAUAUACAGACAGGUUCACAUCCACGCCCACGUAGAACAUCUAACAGUCGGGUUCCCAUCCGUGCCCAUGAAGAACACAUAUCGAAAUUGACUUCCCUAUAAUGAUCGUACAACACCAAUGCAUUCUUCCGUUCAAUCGUAAUGGAUCCAUCGUUAACCCUGUCGUAACUUGAUAUUUGGUUGUACAUUGUACUUUCCACUGCUAGACAUUCUGCUAUUAUGUAAUAGAAUAAGUUAACAUUAUUGAUAUAGAGGCCUAAAUGCUUUGGACUAGGGCUUGUUCGGGCCUCCGCUAGAAGCAGGGGAUCCUCCAAAAAUAGGCUUAUGCCACUUAAUGCAACGAGCACUGUAUUCUUUAGUAAAAGGCGAAAGAAUAGUUCGCUUGUAGCUUACUGCGUGGCUGCGUGAUUUGGAACAGCUUGACGGGCUUCCCGUUUUAUGAUGGCUUUGAGGAGCUCUGCUUUCUUAAACUAAUCGAUCGAUGUGGGAGAAAGAGGGGCUCCCAAUUGCACGUGGAAGUCACGUGCCAUCUGGACCAACAACAAGAGAAGAACAUUCCUUCCUUUUGAUUUUGGCUUUCAUACACGAGCACUCAUUCCUUGUUCAUUUCA
Molecule: messenger RNA, 1410 nt
Organism: Punica granatum (pomegranate)
Lineage: Eukaryota; Viridiplantae; Streptophyta; Magnoliopsida; Myrtales; Lythraceae
Source: RefSeq, a predicted model, not a curated record